GGCAUGUUUCUAUCAGUCGCCGCCAGGGACGGCCAGAGUUCGGUUCGUAUUUCGUGGUCGCUCGUUGUGCUGUAUAAAUGUAAGGCACGCAACAAACAGCGCCCUCGUUAGGAAAAAGAAAAAAAAAGAAGGGAGGCCAAAGUUUUUAUAUCCCUGUGUCUGCAGUGUCCAUGAAGGAAAUUUUUUCUCUCAAGUGUGAAACAAAGGAAUAAUUUCCCCCUGACUUUUGUCUCCAGGUGGUACACAAAUGACAAAAAACCACAGUGAUGGCCAUUGGCUGAAGUAAAUCAUCUCUACUCGUUUCCCAAAGCCGACAGCAUACACGAAGAUUAACACAAAAACAACAACAAUGGAUUUGAAAUCGUUGCCUCUGAGUCGACUGCAAUCGAAUUUGACGUGCUCGAUCUGCCAGGGCUACCUGAUCGACGCUACUACCAUCACCGAAUGCAUGCACACCUUUUGCAAAUCGUGUCUAUUGCAACGUGUCGAGAGUGGGAGGACAUUUUGCCCGCGUUGCGGGAUUCAACUGCAACGUUCCCGAUUAGGAGAGCAACUAAAGUUGGAUCACGCAGUCCAAGCGUUGGUCUACGCCGCUGUGCCUGGUCUUUGGCACGAAGAACAGCGCAGGCGCAAACACUUUGUCGAUCAUCAUCCUUUGUCGACUUCGGUGGCCCCACCGCUACAACAUCCAACUUGCUUUUCGCCUGCUGAUCCCAUCUCACUGUCGCUCGACUUCAUACCUCAGUCGCGCGGCGAGGAUUCCAACCUUAACCUGAAAGGUCCUUAUUCACCUCAGACGAUUGGUAGGCGUUUCUUUCGUUGUCCGGCUGCUGUUGCUGUUCACCACUUUCAGAAGCUGCUAAGUCUAAAAUUCGAACUUCCACCUCACUAUACGAUUGAGAUUCACUGCCAGGGAGAAAAAUUAACUUCUUCUUUCCGACUGAUGGAUGUCGCCUACAAAACGGGUUGGACUCAGGAGGAGCCACUGCGCUUAGAGUACAAAAUUGUAAAAAAUCCGCCUAGCAAAACGACAGUGUUACAUUCCGGAACCGGAAGCACUGCCGAAAACGUCACUCAGUCCCACCGGUGUCACAGUAGAACUUCGUCUACAGAAUUGAGUGGCAAAACUACCACCGGUGUAAAACGUUCAUCCGCACCUCCGCCAUCCACUCCGGCCAAACAGCAGAAAUUGUCUAUAUCCAUCAAAAAGGCUGCGUUGCAGAGUCGGGUGGAAGAAUCACCUAUUCAAUUCGACAAGGUUGUUCCAGUCCAUCGUUCGCCGAAAAAACCUUCACCAGAAUCCGACAGUCCCCCGAGCAGCAAGAAGAAGAGCAGCCGGAAGAAGCGACGAAGACGGAAGACGAUGGAUUUGAUUCCGAUCAUGGAACCCAUGUACCCACUCAAAGUCAAAAUCGUUGAAAGAAUGAAAUCGCCCGAGUAUUCGUGGUCUCGACCCAACGGCGUCGAACUUCUUGUUCAAGCGGCAGAACUGGCAUCUCGUCAGAAUCCUACUCCGCCACCGGAAUCCGAAAAAAUGGACGUUGUUAGUGUUCCCGAUUGUCCGCCUCCAUUGCUCCCGAUAUCUGACCCUGCCCUUAGCAGCAACAGUGAUUCCGUCAAUAACAAUAGUAAACCAACAUCAUGUCACGAGAAAGAAAUUGCGGAAGGAAAUGCGCCGCAAUUGACUGUAGUGACGGAAGACCAUUUGGAAGAAGAGGACGACAAGUUGCUGAUGGUCGAUGAAGCGAAUUUGAACGGCAGCGGCAGCAAUGGAAGAGAUUCCGGAAUGGCUAAUGAUGACGAAGAAGAUGACUCGGCUGGAGCGUUGGAUCUGUCGGCCAAAUCAUCGCGGUCUUCUCCGCCGGAUGAAUCGAGUAGCAAAACGCAAGGAGAGUCUGGCAAAUCCGUCUCGCCUCCGUUCAUCCAGCAGCGAUCCACCGCGCUUCAUUCAAUCACUGACAGUCUAGCUCAAAGGCAACAACUGAUCCAGCAACAGCAACGCCGUUUACCUACGCCCAUCCAUCAUCCGGAAGCCAUGAGGAAUUUGGUAACGUUGUCUCAGACUGCCGCGUUAGUUCCGCCGCAUCCGCAGCAAGUGGCCACCCAGCGGCUCAUCGUAGCGUCGUAUAUGCACCAGUUUGCGGCUGCUGCGGCUGCUAGAGCGGCAUCCGCACCGCUACGCCCUCCUAAACCCCCUCAGCCAAGUAAGUCCCUAACCCACGGGUUGUUACGGCGUCCUUUUUGAUUGCUCUUCUUAUCCUAUACUUUUGUAAUUCAUUCGCCAGUGCAUAAUUAUGUUUGCAAGUUUCGUCUAUAUAGCCUACCGAUUUGAAACAUUUCUACAGUUUUUCAUGUCAUCCAUUUUUGUUCUUGUCAGGGUGCGUUGUUAGGUUUAUUUCUUAAUUUAUAAACAAGCCGCUGUAUAAAAAUGCUGUAGAGAAUUAUGAUUCAAAGUGUGAUGGAUUCGUUUGUUUUCUUUUUUGUUUGCUUAUUUUGUCGGAGGUUGUUGUUGUUGUCUCUGUCCACUAUGACGUAACGUUUCUGCGUUGUCCUCCUACAAGAAAGCUUAUUUGAUGAUCCUAUUUUUCUGUUUCUUGUUUUUUGUUUUUUACGUGUUUUGUUUUUAUAUGGAAGACUUGCUAAUACCAAAAAAAAAUUUGCAAAUAAAUGGUUAUGACGUCA
Daphnia magna is the source of this 2682-nucleotide messenger RNA. RefSeq names its product polycomb group protein Psc. The record is from RefSeq and is a predicted model, not a curated record. The transcript has 8 exons. Gene Ontology annotation, cellular component: PRC1 complex. NCBI's taxonomy places the organism in Eukaryota, Metazoa, Arthropoda, Branchiopoda, Diplostraca, Daphniidae. Gene Ontology annotation, biological process: negative regulation of transcription by RNA polymerase II. Gene Ontology annotation, molecular function: promoter-specific chromatin binding; metal ion binding. Bases 350 to 2245 code for a protein of 631 amino acids.